Paracoccidioides brasiliensis Pb18 is the source of this 1038-nucleotide messenger RNA. RefSeq lists its product as uncharacterized. The transcript has 5 exons. The record is from RefSeq and is a predicted model, not a curated record. The coding region runs from base 1 to 1038 and encodes 345 amino acids.
AUGUCGUACCGGAUCUUCUUGACGUCUGCAACCUUGCUCCUGAUUCGGGACCUCGGGAGGGUCCCGUUGGUCAAUGCUGUUCUCGAAGCUAACGGCUGUCCGACGGGUUGGACUACCGUUCCCGAGUUUGUGCUUAAAUAUGCACCCCUGAUUUACAUUCACAGCGAAGAGUCAUACAUGCCAUCCAACUUUGAGACGCUGGUUGCAAACUGCAGACCCACAGUCAACUAUACACAAAUCGUAGGAGCGCCUUCGCCCUUAACGCUCGACAACCUUGAUUUGCUGAACAACUUAGGAGGGAAAAAUGUCUUCCUCACUACGAAGGAGGGAAUCAGGGCUCUUCCGGAGUGGUUUAGAGGCACAAGGCCCAAUAAGGCUGGUCAGACUGAGGAUGCUGUUAGCUCCGUUGUCGUCUUGAGAGAGCAUGGCGAUGGGAAGACGGCUGAUGUGUUUUAUUUCUACUAUUAUGCGUAUAACCAAGGAAACACGGUGUUCGGGACCCAACUUGGUAACCACGUCGGUGACUGGGAGCACAACAUGAUUCGCUUUGUGAAUGAACAGCCGCAGUCAAUCUGGUAUAGCCAGCAUGCUGCCGGCCAGGCAUUUACCUAUGAGGCGACCGAAAAACAAGGUUUCCGUCCCAUUGGAUAUAGCUCAAAUGGAUCGCAUGCUGUUUAUGCAACUCCGGGAACCCACGACCACACCAUCCCAGGCUGGAACCUACCCGGCGGCCUCCUAGAGGACGAAACAGACAAGGGAGUCCUCUGGGAUCCGCUGCUGAGCUCGUUCAUAUACAGUUAUAACAACGAGACGGAGAAGUUCUCGCCGUACGACACAGAAACGCCGACCAGUUACCUCUAUUUCGACGGACGGUGGGGGGACCAGCAACUUCCUGACGAUGCGGAGGGGCAGGUUGUUUUCUUUGGACAACGCAAGUAUGCGUCUGCGCCUGAUGGGCCGAAGUUUAAGCGGUUGGAUCGGGAGAAUGUUUGUGGGUCUGAUGGGCUGUGUGUUAUUUGGGAGGAGUUGGGCGUUUAG